This is a messenger RNA of Cyphellophora europaea CBS 101466, 1077 nucleotides long. RefSeq lists its product as uncharacterized. Gene Ontology annotation, molecular function: carbon-sulfur lyase activity. The transcript has a single exon. Bases 1 to 1077 code for a protein of 358 amino acids. The record is from RefSeq and is a predicted model, not a curated record. NCBI's taxonomy places the organism in Eukaryota, Fungi, Ascomycota, Eurotiomycetes, Chaetothyriales, Cyphellophoraceae.
AUGUCAACCACCACCGGCCCCAAUACCAUCCCCAGCCCCAGCACCAGCACCACAUUCACCGCCACCUGCCACUGCGCCUCCUUCAACCACACCCUCACGCUUCCCACCUCCGCCUUCCCCCUCAAAUCCGCCCUCUGCCACUGCACCUCCUGCCGGCACGUCACCGGCCAUCUCUUCGCCACCUUCGCCGUCAUCCCCGGCCCCCUACCCUCCGCCUCACUGCUCACGCACCUCACCAAAUACCCCUCGUCGGAACUGCUGGACCGCUAUUUCUGCCCCGUCUGCGGCGCGAGCGUCUUGAAUGUCGAUAGGCGGGAGGGCGAGUGGGAGCUGUGCACGGGCGUGAUGGAGUUUGAGGAGCUAGAGGCAGAGAAGGGGAGGGGCGCGCUGGAUGGCCGGCUGAAUCGUGUGUUGUUGUUUGUGGAGGAUACGGGGGAUGGGGGUGCGGUGCAGUGGUUGGGGGAGGGGAGGGCGGAGGCGUUUGGGGGGAGGUUCAUGCGGGGGAGGGGGAGCGAGGUUGUGACGGAGCAGGGGAUUCAGGCGUUGCUGGAGCAAGGGAGGAGCGUUGAGGAGAGGGGUGAGGUGCUGGAUGGGAGGUGUCAUUGUGGGGAUGUGAAGGUGGAUUUGUUGCAGCUUGAAGAGGGGACGGCCACCGAGAGGGAUAUGUCAGCGGAGUUCUGCUGCUGUACCUCGUGUCGGAAGACCAGCGGCUUCGAGGUCAACGCCUGGGCGCAUUGGCCGAAGGAGAAAGUGAGGAUGGCGAGCGGGGAUUCGUACGAGGCCGGCAUGAAAGAGAUGGGGCAUUACCUGUCCUCCAAGGAUACGCAUCGAUAUUUCUGCAAGCGGUGCGGAGCCACGGUGUUUUAUGACCGGCCUGAUCUGAAGCGGCUGGAUAUAGCUCUAGGCCUGUUCAACGCGCCUGAAGGCUCGAGGGCAGAGAACUGGUUCACUUGGAAUCCGGAUAAGGAAGAUGUGGCCUACCUACAGGAUGCCAUCGACAAGGAGUUUGUGGGUAUGCUGGCCAAUGGGGUAGGCUCAACGACACGGCAAAAGGGCGAGAAACGUGUUGUUUCAUAG